AUGCAUCAGAUGAUUCUUGAGGUUUGCAAACCGCUUGCGGAGGAUAUCGCGGAGUUAUUGACGACUGGGGCGUGUGCCCUGUCCCGUGGGGGCCCUGUAGGCCCGCGUGAGCUGCAGCAGAUGGCCCUGACCUCGCGAAACGCCUCCCAUUAUAGCGCUGCGGGUUUUUUUUCUGCCGGGCCACACCUGCCGAGGUUGCGCGAGAUGAAGUUGACGUUUCAAUGGACCGUGUGGCACAAUGACAUGGUUGCCGGGACUCCACUGCGUGAGUAUCCCCGUGCUCUGCAGGUACUGUUGUCGGGCAUGCUGCGUGUGCUCACGCCAGGUCUGCCCACGAAAGGGGAGAGAGUGAAGGGAACUUGCGCCGUUGCUUCUACCAAUCCUCACCAUGACAACUUCCGCAGAGUCUCAGAGGGUAGCGGCGUUGUUCCCUUAAACCAGCAUUUGCCCUGUGCACUGAUGGAGUUGUGGAUGCCGCUGCCCGAUUUAUCCUGGAUGUGCGUUUCGCGACGACAUCAUCACGUGGGUGGAGUGGUGUUUUACGGCUCUGCUUCAUUGAAGAGCUGCUUCGAGGCCGCAUCCGAGUUGUUUGAGUACAUGCCUUGCUUGCUAUGA
Trypanosoma conorhini is the source of this 615-nucleotide messenger RNA. RefSeq lists its product as uncharacterized. The record is from RefSeq and is a predicted model, not a curated record. The transcript has a single exon. The coding region runs from base 1 to 615 and encodes 204 amino acids. Lineage: Eukaryota; Euglenozoa; Kinetoplastea; Trypanosomatida; Trypanosomatidae.